AUGUCGCAGACGAGUCCCAACCCGGUGCUGCUCUGGGUCUACAGGGCUGCCAUUGUCGUAGCUGAUACUUGGUCUUGGUUCUUCCCCUCUCGCAGGUCCUUGCCUGCCUCGAGAGAAGUGGAUAUUGACGCCGAGAGAGACGAGCAACUGCUCGCCCGUUGCAUGUCUGUCUCUGACGAAGACUGGUCACCCUCAUCUAGUUGGGACAAAUGUGCAGUCGAAACGGGUUGGUCGCCAGAAGCGCAGGCCCAGGAACUUGUUUGCCUUCAGACCAACAUCCCAGUCCCAGUCAUCCGGCAAGUGCUCCCCAUGGAUGACCUGUGUGUGCUUGUUAUGGACUACAUACCUGGCCGCACUUUGUCGACUGUAUGGCACACCAUGUCGAUCUGGCAAAAAAUCAGUACCGCUGUUACCUUACGUCGAUAUGUUCGCGAGCUUCGCUCCAUCCAUCACCCGAGAGGUGACAUACCUGGUCCCUUAGGAGAGGGCCGGGAGCCACUCCCAUGUAUCUCGUCGGUCCUCUUUACAGUUGAAUGGGGCCCCUUUCCCUCCCAACACGACUUCAUUCAAUUCUUCCACACGGCUAAGGAGAAAGCCGCCCAGCCCGGUGGUGUUGCGCUGGCGUGGCCUUCACGAAAGGAAGCUGGUGCGCUGGUAUUCUCACAUGUUGACCUUGCUAUGUGCAAUCUUGUGGUUGGGGAUGAUGGGCAACUAUGGUUGAUAGAUUUUGGGGAGGCCGGGUUUUAUCCACCAUGGUUCGAGUUUGUUAACAUGCUAGGGGACCAAAUCGUUGCUGCAUGGGGUAAAGAACGUGACGCGAUCUGGCGAGCGCUGAUACCUUUCAUAUGUGAUCCAUACGUCGAGUUGUAUAACUACAUAACAACCAUACCUCCGUACUGCCUGUAA
Messenger RNA from Desarmillaria tabescens, 906 nucleotides. RefSeq lists its product as uncharacterized. The transcript is spliced from 3 exons. The coding region runs from base 1 to 906 and encodes 301 amino acids. NCBI's taxonomy places the organism in Eukaryota, Fungi, Basidiomycota, Agaricomycetes, Agaricales, Physalacriaceae. The record is from RefSeq and is a predicted model, not a curated record.